AUGAAAAGCCGUUUAUUUCUAAUCUCUCAUUUUAAUUUUUUAUGUAUAAUAGCAAUAAAUAUUAACUUCUAUGGUAUUAACGAAUAUUACAACUCAAACAAAUACAAACCUAAAUUUGUUAGGUAUAAAGAAAUACAAUUAAUAAGAAAUUUAGCAGAAGUAUUCAAUUUUACAGAUAAGGAUAUAUUAAAUGAUGAGGGCCUUACAAUAAAAGAGGUACAAUUACUGUAUAAUAUGAAUGAAACAAAAGAUGAAGAUACAGCACUUAAAGAAUUCUUUGGUGAUCCGAGACUUUUAUUUGUAAAAUUGGUAGAUUUAAUAUUUUUAGGAAAUUUUAAUGAAAAAUUGAAACAAG
Molecule: messenger RNA, 355 nt
Organism: Plasmodium relictum
Lineage: Eukaryota; Apicomplexa; Aconoidasida; Haemosporida; Plasmodiidae
Product: fam-f protein
Exons: 3
Source: RefSeq, a predicted model, not a curated record